AACAAACACCAGUUGGAGCAGUUUUUUUUCCCUCUAAGUAAAACCAGCAGAGGUGUCAGCCUCUCGACAUGCUGUGGCGAAGCUGUCAGAUAAAACAACCUCUUCUGAAGCAAACCCAUCGAUGAAUGAUCACUCAGCCUUAUUUACUCAAACCAGUUAAAGAAACGCUGCAGCCCGUUGGCCUAAGCGGACGCAUCAUGGUGGAUGUAAACAAAUGGCCCAUUUUCAGCUUGAUGGGGCCGGAGGAGCUCUCAUCAAUAAGGAUGGCCUGCGUGUUUGGCUCGUCUGCUAAUGAGGCCAUCUACAUCAGCAACGACGAGGAGGUUUUCGUUUUUGGGCUGAACUGCAGUAACUGCCUGGGAACGGGGGACAGCCAGAGCACCAUCGUCCCCAAAAAGCUGGACUUUCUGAGUGGCAGGAAGGUGGUGAGCCUCAGCUAUGGGAGCGGACCUCACAUCCUGCUGGCUACAGACGACGGGGAGCUCUAUGCAUGGGGGCACAAUGGCUACAGCCAGCUUGGAAAUGGGACGACCAAUCAAGGAGUAGCUCCUGUGGUCGUUUCUGCAAACCUGCUCAACAAGAAGGUCACAGAGGUGGCUUGUGGCUCCCACCACUCCAUGGCCUUAACCGACUCAGGAGAGGUGUAUGCGUGGGGCUACAAUAACUGUGGUCAGGUGGGCUCCGGCUCCACAGCAAACCAGCCUACACCUCGCAGAGUCUCCAGCUGCCUGCAGAACAAGCUGGCCAUCAGCAUCGUCUGUGGUCAGACCUCGUCUCUGGCCUUGGUGGACAACGGAGAGGUGUAUGGGUGGGGCUACAAUGGGAACGGGCAACUUGGACUUGGUAACAACGGAAACCAGCUCACUCCUUGUCGACUUGUAGGUCUGCAAGGUGUAUGUGUGCAACAGAUCGUCUCCGGCUACGCUCACUCGCUGGCGCUGACAGACGAGGGUUUACUUUAUGCUUGGGGUGCUAACACUUAUGGGCAGCUGGGCACAGGGAACAAGAGCAACCAGCUGAGCCCGGUUCAGAUCCUGCCGGAGAAGGAGAGAAUCGUGGAGGUCGCCGCCUGUCACUCCACUCACACGUCUGCUGCUAAGACCCAGAGUGGUCAGGUGUACAUGUGGGGCCAGUGCCGGGGUCAGUCCAUCGUGCUGCCCCACCUCACCCACUUCUCUUGCACAGAUGACGUCUUUGCAUGCUUCGCCACGCCCUCCGUAAUGUGGCGCCCUCUUUCCAUGGAGCAUGAUGACUUUCUAACUGUGGCUCAGGCUCUAAAGAGGGAGUUUGAUAACCCAGAGACAGCCGACCUUAAGUUCUGCGUUGACGGCAAAUACAUCUAUGUCCACAAAGCAGUGCUGAAAAUCCGGUGCGAACACUUCCGGUCGAUGUUCCAGUCCCAUUGGAACGAAGACCUGAAGGAGGUGAUUGAAAUAGACCAGUUCUCCUACCCCGUCUAUCGCUCCUUCCUCCAGUUCCUCUACACAGACAACGUGGAGCUGCCUCCUGAAGAUGCCAUCGGGCUACUGGAUCUGGCCACAUCUUACUGUGAGAACCGCCUCAAGCGUCUGUGUCAGCAUAUCAUCAAGAGGGGAAUCACAGUGGAGAACGCCUUCUCUCUGCUGUCUGCUGCUGUGCGCUACGACGCCGAGGACCUGGAGGAGUUCUGCUUCAAGUUCUGUGUAAACCACCUGACUGAGGUGACCCAGACGGCUGCUUUCUGGCAGAUCGACGGCAAUUUGCUUAAAGAUUUUAUAUGUCGAGCAAGUCGAUGUGGAGCCUUCAGAAACUAAACCUGGACUGCAGGAAGUGAUGGGAGCACAUGCAGAGAGGAGCUUCCUGCAAACCAUCAAAUCCAGUCAGUCUCUAUCCAUGGUGGAAUAGUUCAGGGUCCCUCAAUUCCAGUCCUCCAGAACCAGAACUGAGGAACCAUGGUCUGGUUUGAGAGGAAUCGUUAGCCAGAAUUUGUGCGUCAGCGGUAACCUUGAUAGGUGGUGUCUGAAUAGUGCUGGCAGAGAGGAAGGAGGCAGGAAGAGUCGGAAGCUUCCUAUUAUGGUUCCUUCAGGAUAGGGAGCUUUUGAGGUCCCUCACUGGCUUUAAGGAGGUAUUAGGAAUCCCACCAUACUUAGUGUGAAAGGACGUAGGCACAGACCACCCCAGGUGUAGUUUGUAUGACACAUCCAGAUGUACACCAUCAUAUUUUGGUUUUCAUUUGUAGUUCUUUUUCGGAAUGCUGUAUUCCCAGACUGACAAGCAUCGUACAUGUGGGAUCCCAUCAUGUAUGGACGUCCAGAAGGCUAAAAGGCACAGCAGUUCACAGGCUCCUUUCCGAUCCACAAUUCUUACUGUUUACUUCAGGGAUGGUGAAGGAACAAAAGCC
Molecule: messenger RNA, 2380 nt
Organism: Cyprinodon variegatus (sheepshead minnow)
Lineage: Eukaryota; Metazoa; Chordata; Actinopteri; Cyprinodontiformes; Cyprinodontidae
Product: RCC1 and BTB domain-containing protein 1-like
Exons: 12
Coding region: 126-1793 (555 amino acids)
Molecular function (GO): protein binding
Source: RefSeq, a predicted model, not a curated record